GAAGGAAGUAACCAAUUCAUCUUUUCCCCAAAUCUCCUGAGCAUUUGCAUAAAAGCCUCCCAACCUUCCCCCUUCACUAAUUCACCGAUAUAUCAGAUGAAAUCCUAUCUCCUCCUUAUCCGAUGAAAUCAUAUAUAUCCUCCAGAUCUGAGCUGAGGAGCGAAGGAGGUUAUGACAUUGUCAGGGCGGAAAAUGUUCAGUAGUAUUAGUAGAAGAACAGAGGAGGAGGAAGAGGAGGAGGAGGAGGAGGAAGAAGCAGUCGACGAAGAAUUAGAAGUCGAGAAUGGUCGGAGGUGCGGAAAGGGCCACAGUUGGAGAGUAGUUGUGGAGACAUCGCAGGGUGGGAUCAUCUGCUUGGCUUGCUUUUCCGCCCUCUUAUCCGACCCAUCCUCUCCUUCUCACCACGUCUCCUACGCCCUCUCUCAGAUCUCCUCCUUCCUAGACUCUUCUAACUCCCUCGUCCUUCUUCACCAUCACGAUGCCCACAGGCUUCUCGUUCCCUCUCUCGUCUGUGCCCUUUUCUGCGAUAGCUUCACCCGAGACGAAACCCUAGCGCAGCACCUCGUCCAUCUCAUCUCCUCUCUCUCACAUCAACACCACACCGAUGACUCUGAAGCUGCUGCUGCUUUCUCCGGCCAUCUCAUCAUGCAGAUUACGGAUCAGCUCUCCUCUUCCACCACCAUCACUACUUUGAUUCCGCGCCAAAUUUACGCGCUGCAUUGCCUGGGCAUCCUUUUAGAUUCUCAACGCGAUGGUGAUCCAACAUCUCAUAUUAGAGGCAAAACAUCUCUUUUCUCUAACCUCGUAGCUGGCCUUCGGCUUCCGAGUGAAGAGAUACGAGGUGAGGUCUUGUUUGUGCUCUUUAAGCUCUCUGAUAUCCACGCAACACCGUGGGAAGAUGCUAAUUGUGACAAUAAUGAGGGAGAUGAUUCCUCGUUCACUGGACUGAAGCUUCAGCUUCUACGUCUAUCACUUGAAGCUCUGCAUAAAACGCAGCAUGAUGAUGUCCGCAUUAAUUGUUUAGCAUUGCUUACAGUGUUAGCACAAAGAGGAUUUUUUGGAAUCUUAUUAGCAGCUAGUCAAAGUGGUACAAGUUUUGAAGCAACGAGGUAUCUGAUGCAAGUAGGUGAAGCAGAUUUGCGGACUCCUCUUAUUAACUUGUUUGCUGAUGCUGUUAAAGGCCCUUUGCUUUCUACUGAUACCCAAGUGCAAAUCAGAACGUUGGAUUUGAUCUUGCAUUCUCUAUCAUCAGAUGCCAAUUGUGGGCAACAAAUUCAAAUCUUUGUUGAAGAAAAUGUAGCGGAUUAUGUUUUUGAAAUACUAAGAAUGUCAGCAGGAAACAAGGAUCCCCUGGUUAUUUCUGGCAUCCAGGUUCUCUUUCUUUUAUCAACUGCACAGGAAGCCUUCAGAGAGAGGCUUACUAUUGGAUUUCCCACAUUGCUUUUUGUUCUAUAUUACGUAGCAGAUAUACCUCUUCACCCUGUUCAAUCUCAAGUGUUACAGCUUGUUUUGAGAAGUAUCGUAGAUUGCCCAGGUGUCAUAUCAAUGCCUCAAAUAGAAGAAAUUUCUCUAAUUUUGAUAAAAAUAUUCAGAAAGUGUACUAGUGGGGAAGUAGGUCUACAAUCUGAAUCCUUGAUGUUGGCGUGUUCGGCAUUUGUGGAGAUUCUUAAAUUACCAUCUGCCACCCAUAUGAAAAAUUUUGCAACAAUGAUCCGAGAAGCAUUAACAACUUUAAUUUUAUCGUCUCUUUCUUUAGCCCAAGGAAGUUGUAAUCAACUUUUGCUUUAUGCUCUCUACCUACUGAAAGAGGCACAUUUGUACAGUCUUGACAUUUCAAAUUCUGAGAACAAAUUGGAGAUGGGCAUUGUUGAGAUAUGUGAAGUCUAUCUUUUACCAUGGCUUGAAAGGCAAAUUGAUGGAGUGGAGGAGGAAGUGGUGGUGGAUGUCCUUGAAACAUUUCACCUAAUUUUACUUAGGGGCUCUGAAGUUGAAACACAUAACUUUGCUGAGGUAUUAGCUUCAUCAUCUUGGUUCAGCUUGUCUUUUAGGUACUUGGGUUUAUUUCCAUCUGAAGAGAUGAAGUCAAGGAUAUAUCUAAUGUUCAGUUCAGUCGCUGACAGAGCUGUUGGUGUUGAGUUUGGACAUCCCAUCAGAGAUGCCUACAUGCAUCUCCCAUCAGACCCUAUGGACUUGCUAUUUUUACUGGGACAAAAAAGUUCAUAUGAUCGUGACUUGACAUGUUGUCAGCGAGCAGUUAUUACGAUGCUAUAUGUUAGCUCAUUGUAUGGUGAGAGCCUUGCUGAUCAUAUCCAUGUGCUGGCUUCACUGGAACAAUUUGUAAUUGUUAAUGGAGGCAACUUCACAUGUGGAAUUGCUGAUUCCAUUAUGCUGACUCAGGUAGUGAUUCUUUAUGGACUUGUUAGAGGCACAGAGAUGGGUUGCCACAGGACGACAUACAGUCCAGAAGCUGAAAGGGAGCUAUUUCAUUUGAUAGCUGAGCAGGAGUGGGACUUUCUAAGGAUGGGUUCACAUCCAAUAUCAUUGAAAUGGCUUUUCCAACAAGAAGAGAUUAUGGUGCCCUUAUUAAAUCAGUUGCUUAACUUUUGUAGAAGUUAUAAUAAAACCCAUAUUAAUAUUCAAGCCAGUGCAAUCCAGAUAAUCAACAUACCCAUGAUCACAGAACUAGUUCUUUCCCAGGAUAAUAACAUGACACUACUUCUGGUAUCACUGCUGAAACAGGUGCAUGAUUAUUUUAUAGAAGAUGACCUGAUUUCUACUCUGAAUGUCAUUGCUGGAAUUCUGGAUAUCUGUCCCGAGGCUUCUAACUACUUCUGCAUGCAAGGCAUUUGCAAUGCUCUUCACCAUGUAUAUACCUCAGCACAUUGUUCGUCACAGAUCUUUGAUAUCUGCUCCAGUUUAGUCUUGAAAAUCCUUUCCUCGGUGAAUCAUCGAACAAUUUCUGAAGAGGGAGAAUGGCUUGCUAUUGCAGUGAAGUUGCUAGAGUUCUUGAAUGCUAAAUUGGAAUCUACGUUGUGUGAUGAAGAAAGUUUUGUAGUAAUUGGCAUAUUUUGUCUUGUCCUGCACCAUUCCGCCAACCAUGUGCUAAAACACACUUCAAGGGCCAUCCUUCUUAACAAAUCAUUGAUUUCUGCAGUUGAUGCCAUAGUACAAACAGUUUCUGCAAAAGGUCCAUCUUUAGCUGAUGAAGAAGCAGGCAUGGAGCACUGCCUUAUAUUUGUUCUUCUGUUAUACUUUUUCUCUUUAAAAAGUUUGUUUACUAAUUUUCAGGAAAUUUUGUAUUGGAAAAAUUUUCUCCAGUCACCAGAUGAUGAAGUGCAACAACUAUCGGUUAUUUGCAUAAGAUGCCAUGAUCUAUGCAGGUUGAUGCAUUUUGGUCCACCUUUGGUCAAAGUGGUUGCUUCACAGUGCUUGGUGGAGGUGCUGAGUGGAAUUUCUGAGCAGAGGAAUAUAAAUCAUAACGAGCUACGAUGCUCGUUGAACUAUUUAGAAUCUAUUGUGAUGGUGAUUGAAGGGCUAGUAUUCUGUGGAGACUACGUGGUGGCAAUGAACUGUGCCAUGUGUUUGUCUAUGCUAUUAAGGUGGGAGAAGCUGGGUUUAGUGGAGAUUGGGGUGAUCAUAGGUUCUAAGUGGUCCAGGUUAAUUGUGGAGGAACUUGUAAUGACCUUGGCAACUCCAAAUCUGGCAUCUAAAUGCCUUGCUAAUCAGCACAAACCUGCAGCUCGUAUUGCUGCUGCGUUGCUUAGAAUGGACAAGAUACCGGGAUGGAUAAGAUCUGUUUUUGACAACUCAUGCAUCUCGGGGAUUGUUGAAAACAUUUCUGCUGGCAGUUUGAGCCCGGACAUUGUUAUGUUGUUACGAGAGCUUAUGACUCGGAAUUAUCUGAGCAAGGAUCAAGUUGCUUGUGUACAUCACUUAUUUCAGGUAUACAGAAACCAAGCGUAUGAGGAUAUCACAAAAGUGACUUUCACGAAGCAAUCAAUAGAGACGGUGGUUGGAAUUCCCGAUGAUAUCGGUAAAAUGCGCAUCAUGCUUUUCAACCUUAUGUUAUACCCGUCAGCACUUGAUCCUGUAGUGCCAACGGAUCAUAAUAGGUUGUUGGAAGAAAUUGAUAUGUUCUUUCAUGAGUCAUCAAUUUUAUUGUGAGAGAGCUAAAAGUAGUACCGAACAUGCUUGUUUUGGUUGUUUAUAGUCACAUAUACCUCUAAAUAUUAUAAUUUUGGUUGUUUAUAUGGAGUUUAUUAUUUUUUUUUUUUGCAGAUAGAUACUCUGAGAAUAAAAGUGAACAAAUUGUUAACGGUUGUAUGUGUAUAUUUUAUGGUUAACUUGCCUAGUGUAUAUGCAUUGCACA
Messenger RNA from Asparagus officinalis (garden asparagus), 4369 nucleotides. RefSeq names its product protein PRD1. The transcript is spliced from 9 exons. The coding region runs from base 172 to 4164 and encodes 1330 amino acids. NCBI's taxonomy places the organism in Eukaryota, Viridiplantae, Streptophyta, Magnoliopsida, Asparagales, Asparagaceae. The record is from RefSeq and is a predicted model, not a curated record. Gene Ontology annotation, biological process: meiotic DNA double-strand break formation.